CUGCUGCUGCUUGAAAAUACCGAUAUGGGACCUUCUAUAUGACAACGUCGCCACCUGGUUGACCCCGCCGUAGGUGUUUGAAGACCAGUCUACCUAUUAGGUCUGUCGGUUGCAAGUGUGCAAAACCUACCAAUCUCUAUCAACGCAACGCCGCCGCACAAAUAGGACAUUGCGAGGCUCAGCGCACGUAAUUAGCCGAACGCCGUGGUAGACCGUGUUAAUGCCGUCGACGAGCCGUCGUGAAACGCAAGAGCGGCAGAGAACCAGCCAUACCUAGUAAAGAUCGGCGACGUGCGUGGGGCAAAGCAGAAUUCACAUCCUCCGACUAUCAACGACCUAAAUUUCAUGAGCGGACUGCAGACUCGUAUCUCUAUCAUCGGCGCCGGUCCUGGUGGACUUAUGCUCGCGCGCCUCCUUCGAGUGCAGGGCAUCCGCCCGAGGGUAUACGAGCGCGACGUGUCCGCGACCGCUCGUCCCCAAGGCGGUUCGCUUGAUUUGCGCCCAGAAGAUGGCCUCCUCGCAGUCAAGAGGGCAGGCCUUUUCGACCGCUUCCGCCAACACGCCCGCUACGAGGGCCAGCAGACGCGCAUCUUCGACAAGACGGGAAAGCUGUGGCUCGACGUGGGCGCGGAGGGUGAUCGCGCGCCUAGCGAAGAGCAAGCUCGCCCGGAGAUUGAUAGACAGGACUUGCGCAACAUGCUCCUCGAGUCACUCGAGCCAGACACCAUCAGAUGGGACCACACCCUCGACAGUGUCGCACCUGCACCGAAUGGAGGUUACACUCUCGCCUUCCGUAACGGUCGCAGCGCGACCGCCGACCUCGUCAUCGGCGCCGAUGGCGCCUGGUCCAAAGUGCGCUCGACCGCCCUCACGAAGGCCCUCCCCACAUACACUGGUGUGUACUUCAUCGACGCCGCCAUGCCCGACAUCGACGUGGUGCACCCAUCUAUCGCCACGCUCGUCGGGCAGGGCCUCGCGUUCUUCCUCGGAGACCGCAAGGCGAUCAUACCGCAGCGCAACGGCGGCGGUGUCCUACGCGUGUACUUCGCGCUGAAGGCGCCAGAGGAGCAGGCGGAUGCGUUCAGCGACGAUGUCCUGCCGAGGGGGCCCGCCGCGAUCCGCGAUGCGCUGCUCGAGAAUUACAAGGGGUGGGCGCCGGAGGUGCUCGAUAUCGUGCGCGCGAGCGAGGGUGUUGAGAUCACCGUCCGCAAGAUCUUCUCCUUCCCGCCAGAGCACGAAUGGAAGUCGGUAGAGGGCGUCACCCUUUUAGGAGACGCAGCACACGUCAUGUCGCCCUUCACUGGUGUCGGUGUCAAUCUCGCCCUCGCAGACGCACUUGAUCUAGCGGACGCGAUCAAAGAAGGCGUCGCAGGGAAGGCUGGCGUACAGGAUGAUGCCAAGGCGCGUAUGCGGAAGGCUGUCCAUGAGUUCGAGAAGCGGAUGAUGGCGCGCGCGAAGGAGAACCUGGUAUGGUCCAACCAGAGCUUGGAGACAGUGACGAACGUUCUACGCUCGCAUCACGAGCAUUAGACUAGCGCAGAGAGUAUUGAAUGCCUUACCUACAUGAGUAUUACAGAAACACUCAUGCAAGAGGGCGAG
Schizophyllum commune H4-8 is the source of this 1599-nucleotide messenger RNA. RefSeq names its product FAD/NAD(P)-binding domain-containing protein. Lineage: Eukaryota; Fungi; Basidiomycota; Agaricomycetes; Agaricales; Schizophyllaceae. The transcript is spliced from 3 exons. The record is from RefSeq and is a predicted model, not a curated record. The coding region runs from base 346 to 1530 and encodes 394 amino acids. Gene Ontology annotation, molecular function: FAD binding.